This is a messenger RNA of Culex pipiens pallens (northern house mosquito), 1371 nucleotides long. RefSeq lists its product as uncharacterized. NCBI's taxonomy places the organism in Eukaryota, Metazoa, Arthropoda, Insecta, Diptera, Culicidae. The transcript has 6 exons. The coding region runs from base 9 to 1256 and encodes 415 amino acids. The record is from RefSeq and is a predicted model, not a curated record.
CGAUCAACAUGUCCGAGCUGAGCAAAUGCUUCUACGAGGUGACCGCCGGCAAGACCUGCCGUGACCUGUGCCACCCGGAGUACGCCUCGUGUUGGCUUUCGUUCGUGAAUACGGCGCUGAGGUUGCUUCCCGGCGCGUACAAGCUGUACCUGACUUAUCUGGUGAUUCCUCCGCUGGUGAAAGGUGGCGGCUACACGUGGCAGUACUGGAAGGACCACUUUCUCAGCUACAGUACAGCGUCCUACAAGACGUACGUGAUCGCGGUCGUCGGAUUGACGCUGCAAUGUGCCUUUUACAAACUGUUCGGCAAGCUGAACUAUUACUGGGUCAUGGGAUUCCCGGGGUUCUUCAGUGCAGCGUUGUCCCCAAAACUCAACAGAAUUCACCUACGGCUUCAAGGAAUCACGUACUUCAACAUGAUGUUGGAGGUUAUGCUGAAGAAGAGCAAGUUCCGGCUGCUGGAGGUGCUGCGAGAGUCCAAGCUGUGCGGCAUGGCCCUGUUCAUGAUCUUCAACGCGCGGAUCAUGGAGGUGUUACAGCACGGCAAGGUCAACCAGUUCUGGAUCAUGUACCCGACGAGGAUCAGGGAACCCAAUCGAGAGGAGGCGGAUGACAGUCGCGUGAUUGGGGCGAUCUACCCUCGCGCGUACAAAGCAUGCUCUCAUGAGCGAUCGUGUGAUGGUUUUAUCUUUGAUGGUAUCUGGAAGUACUCCUUUGCCGGCUUCAUCAUCGAGUUUGCUCGUGCCCUGAUCACCAAGUUCCCGCUCCUGUACAACAAUCCUGCCCAGUUCCUGCCCGGAUUGCGCAAGAUUCUCAGCUUCAAGCUGAUGUUCUUCCUGGCAGCGUACAUCGCGAGCUACCGCGCCAUCGGUUGUCUUUUGUGCCGUCAUCACGGUGAAGAUCGCCCCUCCCACAACCGGAUCGCGUCCUUCCUGUGUGGCGCAUCCUACCUGAUCUACCCCAAGUACCAGGUGUUUACGCUGGCUUUCACCAAGUUUGUUGAGAUGUCCUGGGAGCACCUGUUCAAAACGGGCAAGGACCUCCCGGAGUGGGUCUGGAAACUGCAGCGGAUCCCGUACCUCCGGAUAACGCAUGCCUGCGCAGUAGGCUACAUGUACCACGCAUUGGUCUUCCACUCGCACCUCUCGCCGCCCUUCAACAGCAAAGCCGUCAACUACUGCUCGGACAACCGCGUGGAACGACUCAAGCGACGCCUGCUGAGCUGGAUGCUCGAGCACGAGUGGCGCAAGGCCUGACACCGAACUUCUUUUUCCCCUUUUGAAUAUUCAUGACUCUAUAUAGAAACGAAAUAUUGAGCAUGUACUAAAAUAAUAAUAAAGAAAUUGCCGCACGAUCGCUGGCUCGCUUAGU